Messenger RNA from Armigeres subalbatus, 2707 nucleotides. RefSeq names its product conserved oligomeric Golgi complex subunit 4 (gene Cog4). The transcript has 5 exons. NCBI's taxonomy places the organism in Eukaryota, Metazoa, Arthropoda, Insecta, Diptera, Culicidae. Gene Ontology annotation, biological process: Golgi organization; retrograde vesicle-mediated transport, Golgi to endoplasmic reticulum. Gene Ontology annotation, cellular component: COG complex. The record is from RefSeq and is a predicted model, not a curated record. Bases 133 to 2424 code for a protein of 763 amino acids.
GCUACUCAUGGUGACAGUUCGAAUGCCAACAUGUCCAUUUUUAUUUGAAAACAAAAUCAUUUCAAAUUGUCGCGGUGUUUUCCCAGAAUAGUGAUAAUUUUCAAAUUAAUAGAAUUCAAGAGUGGUAAAACAAUGUUUAAGCUGGAUACAUUUUUGGAGGAUUGUGAUACAAGUACACAGGAAGGAAUUGACGCAGCUUGCAGGAAAAUUUCGGCAAAAGAGAAAAAUAUCGAUUCACGUUUGGAGGAUAUUCUCUCACAACAAUGCCAACUAGAAGCCAAAAUGCGAAACAUAGGCAUGGCUCUGAGUGGCCUAUCAUUGGUGGCAGAUAAGAGUCGCAACCUGUCCAGAAUGAUCGACCAUACUUCUCAGCUGGCGGAAAAUGUAAGCGCUAAAGUACGUCGACUGGACGAGGCCAGGAGCCGAGUUUCGGAAUGCCAGCAGCGUGUGCACGACCUAAUUGAUUUGCAGUUAUGUAGUCAAGGAGUGAUAACAGCCAUCAAGGAGGAAGAUUUUGAAAAGGGUGCGCUGCAUGUAAACAGAUUCCUUUCGAUGGACAAAAAUCUUCUUCAAAAGACCGCGGAUGACGUUUCCGGAUCCAUUACGUCCGUCAGUAAAGCGGUUUCCACUCUGGAACAAGCCGCAACUCAGAUACGACAGGUAGUCAAUCAGAAGUUUGAUGAGGCUGUCAAAAAAGAUGAUCUUGCAUCGGCGGAAAGAUUCUUCAAGAUAUUUCCUCUACUCGGCAUGCACGACGAAGGGUUGGAGAAGUUCAUGCUGUAUAUCUGCUCUAAGCUGCAAAUUAAAGCUCAGAAGGAGCUGCGAUCUUCGAUGGAUAUCGCAAAGGCUGAAAAAAGAGCCACGGUUGCUUAUUCCGACACGUUGACCGUUCUCCUGGAAAAUAUUGCCCGAGUAGUGGAAGUCAACCAGGCAAUUAUAGAAAGCUGUUACGGAGCUGGUAGAUUGGUGCAAGUUGCUGCAAUACUGCAGAGGGAAUGUGAUGAUGAAGUAGUGAAACUGGUGCUCGAGUUCAACAAAACUCGCCAAAUCGGUCGAAGGGUUGCACAAAUCAACGACUUUAUAAAAAAUAGUGGAAACCAGGCAACAGUGGGUCACUAUCGGAAGGCUUCCGGUGGCGGAUCGGUGGACAAGUUGAAUGCUAAAGAUAUCGACGCGUUGAUAGGCGAGAUUACGAUUAUUCAUUCCAGAGCCGAGCUGUACAUCAAAUUCAUUAAGCGUAGAUGUUUAAAUGAUCUUGAUAAAAGUAAUCUUGAACCUGACGCUAAAGAGGCCAAGCUCAAACAACUUGACGAAUUGAUCAAAAAGUCUCGCUUAAGUACCCAGAUGCAGGAAGUUCUUGGAACAUAUCUGCUCUUCGAGCGAUACUUCAUGGAGGAAAGCGUUCUCAAAGCCAUCGCUCUAGAUAAUCUCGAAACUGGUCAGCAGUGCUCGAGCGUGCUGGAUGAUGUAUUUUUCAUCAUUCGAAAAUGUAUCCGUCGGUCGAAUGGAACUCAAUCGCUGGACGGCAUUUGCGCUGUUAUUAACAAUGCUGCAAGCUGCUUAGAGCAGGACUUCAUGAAUGCACUCAAAAGUCCGCUGAAAGCCGGAUAUCCCACGGGUUAUAUGGACCUGGCACAAUCGGCGCUGCAAAGUUCUAUUCAACAGGGUCGUCUGCAAACCAGCGAUGUAGAUCAGGCGAGAAAUAAAUUUAUUACCGCAUUGAAUAAUGCGGACAUGUCUACGGAGUUCAUCGAAACGCUACGAUCUAUGAUGUCUGACGAAAUAAAAAUGAACUUUCCUGCUAUGACGGUACGCGAAAAGGAGAAAUUGGAUAGCUGUCUAUCUGGUCUUAAAUCGGUCGGUGAUUCUUUGAAAGCGCUUGUUGAUUUCGGAUUGCAGCAGCUAAGAACGUCUGCAAUUAAACCUCGGUUGCAUCCUUGGGUGGAUCAAUUUAUUUCCCACAACCAUAAUUUAACCGAAGAAGAAUUAGCUACUUACGAAGCCGGCGAAACUUUUAUCCAGUAUUUGAUAGUGCACAUUGAUGGCCUGUUCACCAUGUUCAAGUCUGCUCUAACGCCGAGAAACUACGAUGCGUUAGUUAGUAUAGUGACCACUGAGAUAACGGCACGGCUGGAACGUGCCAUCAAAAAAUCUACAUUUAAUCGGCUUGGUGGACUGAUACUGGAUCAGGAGGCUCGUGCGCUUGCGUCGUUCUUAACAGGGGCUACUUCGUGGUCUGUGCGGGAUAAACUCGCCAAGCUGCUCCAAAUGGCAACCAUUCUCAAUCUGGAAAGUGUGUCCGAACUGCCAGAGUAUUGGGACUCAUCGUCAGCCACUUGGAGAUUAACUCCUAACGAGGUGCGAACGAUUCUGGCGCUGAGGAUUGAUUUCAAAAUAGAAGACAUCAAGCGUUUAAAAUUGUAGUAACUGGAUAUGCAAACAACCUCGCAAACAUCCAAGUCGAUUCGAUUGUCAGCAGAUAGAGACAGAGUGAAUGCGAACGCAGAUAAGACGACAUCCAUCUAUUCAUUUGUCAUAAGUGAUUGCAACGGGACGGACAUCGUUGCUCGUCGUCGGGUUAGUGGUUUAUUUUUUUUAACCUACCUAGUUCGUUCCGUCUGAUUGCGUUCUGAUAUUUUGUUUUAUUUCGUGGACAUUUUAGUUUAGUAACGUUUACUUUAGUUUGAUACGGUAGCAAUUCAUUGCU